AUGAGACCUCCCAUCUUUUUUUCUAUGUGGCUGUUAGAAGGACAGUAAUUAUUCUUGAGAGCAGUUCCACAGUCACACAUUUGGAUGUACUCGUUGGCUGCAAAAGAAUUCAAAGGAAAGGAAGGAAAAGUCCGACCUAGAUUAGAAAAUACUUCCAUAUUUGUACAAUACGAUUGGAAGGACAAGGCUCCUUCGCGCUUCACAGCUGAAGGACCAAACCUAUGCUGCCAGCUACUACUGCCAACUGCCACAUCAGCAAAGACUAAACCUGGCCAGAGGAGCUUCUAAGCAAGAAAUCACAUUUUCUAGGGCUUGCAAGAGUCAGUAUGUUGGAUCAGAUUCAUCUACUCGCUGCCGUGACAGUCCUGGGAGUCCUGGAGCAAGCCUACUUCUUCCUCCAGGUGAUCUAUGCUAGGAGGUUGUUUGGCAUUUCACCUCCAAAGACCUCAGGCCCACCUGAAUUUGAGAGGGUCUUUCGAGCACAGGUGAACUCCUCUGAGUAUUUUCCCAUUUUCCUGGCAGUUCUGUGGCAAGCUGGACUCUUCUUCCAUCAAGGUCUGGCUGCAGCCUUGGGGCUGCUCUAUCUCUACUCCCGCUACUGCUACUUUACGGGAUACAGGACAUCAUCUUCAGAAAGGCUCGCCCCCAUAUACUUUUCCACUGGAGUUCUCUGGAUUCUCGUUGCAGCAUCAGCCCUGGGCAUCCUGCACUCCUUGCUCUCCCACUACAUGGGGCUGAACGUCCUCCAGCUUCUCACAGCGUGACCCAGUCCUCUGUCCCUCAUCAGUGUCCUCACCUUGGGCUCCUGCUCCCUCCUGCCCUCUGGAACAGACCUGCUGCAACUCACACAGCCCCCAGCAACAAAUCCACCCUCACCUGAGCUAUUAUCACCUCCCUUCUCGCUGCCCAGCACCAGCAGAACUACUGAGCUCUUCAGGAGGUAUUUUUCCCCCAGGGCACUUUGUGUGCCAAGUGCUCCACAUCUGGCAGCUCCAUCAUUCGAAACAGCAACGGUCCAAAACAAGGAGAGUUUUAGGAAAGCUGGACACAUAAAAGCAAACUCUUCUCACUCUGAGCUUCCCAGUGAGCUGCCCAAGGGAACUGCCAUGUGUCCCCUGUUCUCCAGUGGCUCUGCCUUCAGCCAGGGAAUCAAACACAGGUUCAUGCCAGUUUUCUUAAGGUCCACACCUAUUAAAGGCAUUUGUUUGGAAUCUAAUGUGGGCUGAGGCAUAACAAAAGAGGUGAGGGGCAAACAGAAGCAGCCACAUGUUAUGCAAAGGUCUGUUAGUGCCCUCAUGCUGCUCAUCAGCCAUUGCCCAUCUGACUGCACAAACUCAUCGCUGCUGUCUGUGCAACUCCCAAUACUGGUCAGCAACAAGGUGCACAAUUAAAAAGUCACUGAACUUGCUGUUCUAGGUGGCUCUUUGUGAGUCUGCAGCUAGCAGAGAACAGCAACAUGAGUGUUUGAAUGCAAGCUGGCUGCCUUGGUUUCCCUGAUGUGCAGUCCAACGCAGCCUGCAACCCUGUGUGCCACAGGAGGAGAGCUCAGAGCAGGGAGAAGGUGAUUUUUGGAGAUGCUGAGCUCACGGAUUGGGUGCUGAGCUGCUCAGCACCAAGAAGUGGGCAGUUUGCACAGUGCUCAAGUCCCACCUGCGUCAGGAAGGGCUGGAUUUUCACAGGAGUCUACCAUUCACAACGCUGAUGCUUUUGGCCACUGGUGCAUUUGGUGCCCUGCUGUUAGUGACACAGCUCAGGAAACACCAGGAAUGCUCCCUGUGUCGUCACAGGGGGAAUUCACACCAAGCCCAGAGAGCAAAAAUAACUGCACGAGCAUGCUGCCAGUCCAACCACACUGGAAAGCCUGCUGGUCACCCCUCCCUUCACCAACAGCAGGCAUAUCUAAACUGUAAGAACAAAGGGCUUUUUGGAGGAAGUGAUUAAUUCUUCACAUUUUUUCCUUUCCUUCCCUGCAUUUUAAAUUGGCUUACCCAGCAAAACCCCCAGUCUAUUUUGCUUUUGGGCUCUCCCGCCUUGGAUGCCGCUGCAUCGAGGCUGGCAAAAACUGCAGGGGAAGGCUUAAAGCCAGACGAAAAUAACUGUACAGCACUUGCCUCUACAAAGUUUUUGGUGCAGCACGGUCCCAUCAUCACAGGAACUCCCCGGGUGUCACAGUGAGAUAAGCAACAACUUUUUCCCUGGCACCUUUGGUGCCACACUUCCAAAAAGGCUGAGCAUAGUUUAACCCUGGCUGUGCCUUAGCAAGGUCUGGGCCUCGCAAGGGAGGGACAGACAUACCACCUGUCCCCAGGGAGAUUUCACUUAGCCUUUACAUUAACAGGUCCCACCAUCUCCUGAAGCUGAUCUCCAGUC
This is a messenger RNA of Empidonax traillii (willow flycatcher), 2370 nucleotides long. It is a transcript of the gene LTC4S, whose product is annotated as leukotriene C4 synthase. Gene Ontology annotation, cellular component: membrane; endoplasmic reticulum; nuclear envelope. Gene Ontology annotation, molecular function: glutathione peroxidase activity; glutathione transferase activity; leukotriene-C4 synthase activity. NCBI's taxonomy places the organism in Eukaryota, Metazoa, Chordata, Aves, Passeriformes, Tyrannidae. Gene Ontology annotation, biological process: leukotriene biosynthetic process. The coding region runs from base 327 to 764 and encodes 145 amino acids. The transcript is spliced from 6 exons. The record is from RefSeq and is a predicted model, not a curated record.